Striga hermonthica is the source of this 924-nucleotide messenger RNA. NCBI's taxonomy places the organism in Eukaryota, Viridiplantae, Streptophyta, Magnoliopsida, Lamiales, Orobanchaceae. The record is from the annotation of a GenBank genome assembly.
AUGGUCAACUCUCUCAAGAUCGAUCUUGACGUCAUCAUCGACAUUGAUCUCUAUAGAAUCGAGCCAUGGGACAUUGGAGAUAGGUGCAAACUGGGAUACGAAGAACAGAAGGAGUGGUACUUUUUCAGCCACAAGGACAGGAAGUACCCGACCGGCUCGCGGACCAAUCGGGCCACGGCCGCGGGCUUCUGGAAGGCAACGGGCCGGGACAAAGCCGUGCUCUCAAAGGACAAACUCAUAGGGAUGAGAAAGACAUUGGUUUUCUACAGAGGCCGGGCCCCCAACGGGAGAAAAACCGACUGGAUCAUGCACGAAUAUCGGAUUCAAACAUCCGAACACGAACCUCCUCAGGAAGAAGGAUGGGUCGUCUGCCGGGCGUUCAAGAAGCCGACCCCAAACCACAAACAAGGGUUCGAAGCUAAUUGGAAUUACAACAACAUGAGUUCUUAUGCUCGAUUGGAUUUCACACAACCUUCGAGAUUACCGGGCCCCACCACGAGUUCUUUACCAAACAAUAAUUACCUUGACCUCCUCAAUAAUCAAGGCACGACGAGCUUAUUCAAUCCGCUUCGAAAUCCCUUAGUGGAGCUCCCGAACCUCGACAGCCCCUCCAUCAGCUCCAAGGGUUUUACCGCGAACGAGAACAACAUUUUCGAGGAUAGUAGUGUUGGUCGAGAACUACUUGACCAGGGAGAUUUUAGUAAUAAUAAUAAUCAUCAUCAGUAUGUAGGGAAGCAUUGGAAGAGCUUUGACAGGUUGCUUGAGUCUCAAGUAAUCGGGUCGCCGUCGUCUUCGUCAUUUGUCUUGCAGCCAAACACGCCCUUGCUGAUCUCAUCAACCCACAAUGAUGGGCUUGUUGAUCAUGUUGCUGAUGAUGAUCAAACUUAUAUGAGCCAUGUACUUGAAUGUUUUCCAGACUUGUAG